AAAUCCACAAACGAAGAAUGCAAUAUAUGCCUUGAAAGUUUUCGAGAAAACUCCUUCGUGACUCAAUUGAACUGUCGUCAUAAUUUUCACUGCAGAUGUAUUAUCAAAUGGAGUGAAAGAAAGUCGUCCUGUCCAACAUGCAGGUCUGCUAUAUCA
This is a messenger RNA of Helobdella robusta, 156 nucleotides long. RefSeq lists its product as hypothetical. The annotation marks the transcript as partial. Lineage: Eukaryota; Metazoa; Annelida; Clitellata; Rhynchobdellida; Glossiphoniidae. The transcript has a single exon. The record is from RefSeq and is a predicted model, not a curated record.